Messenger RNA from Cebus imitator (Panamanian white-faced capuchin), 1183 nucleotides. RefSeq names its product transmembrane protein 126B (gene TMEM126B). Gene Ontology annotation, biological process: mitochondrial respiratory chain complex I assembly. NCBI's taxonomy places the organism in Eukaryota, Metazoa, Chordata, Mammalia, Primates, Cebidae. The coding region runs from base 226 to 915 and encodes 229 amino acids. The transcript is spliced from 6 exons. The record is from RefSeq and is a predicted model, not a curated record. Gene Ontology annotation, cellular component: mitochondrion.
GAGCCAUCAAAAUGGCGGCGCUCGGGCAUGAGGUUGGGGCUAAGUUGGAUUCAGGUGUGCAGCCGGUGGGAGCUGAGGAAGCGCCCAAGGAAAUACAACACUAUUUCCAAAAUAAGCUCAGUCUUUCAAGAGAAACUGAGGAUAGAGAUGUCAAUAAGUAGCCACUGUUUCCACUUCCCCAUCUGAAGAACUAGUAGGACAACUACAAAGGGCCUGACUACCUUCAUGGAAUCAGGAGAGGGGAAAACCGUAAGGAAAACAGAAACAGUAUCAGGAUGUCAUCCUUCUACACUAAAUCUUAAGGAUGUCAAGAUGACAGCAUAUACGCAUGGUCAGCCCAGUGCUUUUCUAGAAGACGUAAAACUCAGAAGAUCAAUGAUCAUAGAAAUCAUAGAAAAAAAAUUUGAAUGUCUUAAAAAAGAAAUAAUACCAAAUAUAUAUCCUAUGACAUUGACUGGAACAGCAGCUGGUUGCACUGGAAUAUUCGCAAACUUCACGUUCAGACACACCUUCAAGGUCAAACAUGAUGCUUUGAAGACAUAUGCAUCAUUGGCUACAGUUCCGUUUUUGUCUGCUGUGGUUGCUCACAAGCUUCUUGUAAUUGAUGCUUUGUAUUCAGAUAAUAUAAGCAAGGAAAGCUGUGUUUUAAGAAGUUUACUGAUUGGCAUAGUAUGUGGUGUUUUACAACCCAAUUCUUUGGCUUUUGUUAAAAAUGGACGUCUGGCAACCAAGUAUCAUACCAUUCCACUGCCACCAAAAGGAAGGGUUUUACUCCACUGGAUGCUGCUUUGUCAGACACCAGUUAAAUUAAUGCCAAUUCCUAUAGUCUUUCAUAUUGCGAUUGGAGUAAUUAGUAGUCUACGCUACUGCACAGUAUUUGAAAACACACUUGAGAAAACUGUACCUGAAGAGUAACCAAAAAAAUGAAUGGUUGCUAAAUUAGCAGAAUGAAGUUUUUGUCAAGUGGACUCGGGCAUUGCUGAAAUUGUUAAAAGUAACUCUGAACAAUUUGUUUCUGUGACUUUUACCUGGCAUAUAGCAAAUACUCGAUACAUAUUCAAUAUGCAAUCAAUAAAUAAAAGUUUCAACUUACAUGUAAGAUUAAGUUUUAUCUCCUCAUGGUAUGUCCAUUUUGCCUAGUAUAUAACAGAUAAUAAAUAUUAAGUCUUUCAGUAAAUGUAAA